AUGUCGUCCCCCGCGCCCCUCCUUCGGCCACCCAUCCCCGGUGCCCGCUCGCAAAGCGGCAGCCGCACCCCUCGUCUUGGUCUCUCAAUACCCCCAUCACCACAUGCCAGGCCCGUCGUCAACGGCACAAACGACGCCCAGAACCUCGCCCGGCCGACCCCUCCGCAGCUACGCCUCGCGACCCCGAUGGGUACGAGCCAUACACCACACGAAGGACGCCCUCAUCCAAAAGGGCUGCCACCGCUGCAGAUCGGAUCAUCAGGCCUCUCAGCAGGAGGCUCAAGCGAUACGAGCGCACACUCGCGAUCAGGGAGCUUUGGGGAGGUGCAGGCGAACGGGUCGGCGUCAUCCUACUCGGCUGCCCUGGGCUUUCCUGGUCUUCAAAGACCGCACCAGGGCUCAGAUCCCAUAUCUGCAAUAUCACAAGGCGGCAGUGAAAGUGCGCCAUCAAUGGAGAGGGAGGGUAGCAGCCAGCCGCUGCCGGACCUGGAGCAAAUGGCUGCAGACAAGGGUGCGCCGCUGGACGUGGAAGACUUGGAUGAUGCGGGUUGGAAAGCAGCAGCCGCAAAGGGCAUGAUUGAAGAGAAGGGCGGCCUAGGAGAAGGCGCAGGCGGCGCAGUCACAAAAUGUAUCCUGAAAGGUGGGAAGACCAUCUUCGCGUUGAAGAUCAUAACUACAAACCCAGACCCCGACGUCAAGAAGCAGAUUGUGCGCGAGCUUUCCUUCAAUAAGAACUGCGCAAGCGACCACAUCUGCCGCUAUUACGGUGCUUUCAUGGACGACAGCACCGGCACCAUCAGCAUUGCCAUGGAGUUUUGCGAGGGUGGCUCUCUGGAUUCGGUCUAUCGAGAAGUCAAGAAACUGGGAGGCCGGACUGGGGAGAAAGUACUCGGCAAAGUGGCGGAAGGUGUCCUGAACGGAUUAACGUACCUCCAUUCUCACCGCAUCAUCCAUCGAGACAUCAAGCCCAGCAACAUUCUGUUGUGCCGAAAUGGACAGGUCAAGCUAUGCGAUUUCGGCGUCUCCGGCGAGUUCGGAACGAAAGGAGACGCUAACACCUUUAUCGGGACGUCAUAUUACAUGGCACCUGAGCGGAUAACUGGACAAAGCUACACCAUCACCAGCGACGUGUGGAGCUUGGGCGUGACACUACUUGAGGUCGCCCAACACCGAUUCCCUUUCCCCGCGGACGGUACAGAGAUGAACCCUCGUGCUGGGCUUAUUGAUCUGCUUACUUAUAUCGUGCGACAACCGAUCCCAAAGCUGAAGGACGAGCCAGAGAACGGCAUUCGGUGGUCGGAGAACUUCAAGUACUUCAUUGAAUGCUGUCUCGAAAAGGAACCUCCUCGUCGAGCCACGCCUUGGCGCAUGCUCGAGCAUCCCUGGAUGCUCGAAAUGAAGACCAAGAAAGUCAACAUGGGCCAUUUCCUCAAACAAGUAUGGGAUUGGAAGGACUAA
Messenger RNA from Trematosphaeria pertusa, 1458 nucleotides. Its product is annotated as MAP kinase. The transcript has 3 exons. NCBI's taxonomy places the organism in Eukaryota, Fungi, Ascomycota, Dothideomycetes, Pleosporales, Trematosphaeriaceae. Gene Ontology annotation, molecular function: ATP binding; protein kinase activity. Gene Ontology annotation, biological process: protein phosphorylation. Bases 1 to 1458 code for a protein of 485 amino acids. The record is from RefSeq and is a predicted model, not a curated record.